CCAUUAUUUGUUAUUAUUCGGUUGAAAUUAUUCGUAUUAUCAUGAAACGAGAAGAGGAAACCUUAACGAGAUGGAACAUUAUAUGGUGGUUGUUUAAAUUAUUUGGUCUUCCAAUCACCAUUCCCUGGCUGAUGUAUCAUUUCUAUGAUGCUAUGCAGCAAAAGCGCAAGAAAACGGCUCUUGGCAACAAGGUUGUGCUGAUAACUGGUGCCAGUUCUGGCUUGGGAGAAGCUCUGGCUCAUACAUUCUACAGUUUUGGUUGCAAAAUUAUCUUGGUAGCUCGCAGAAAAGAAGAGUUAGAGAGAGUAAAAAGUGAUUUAAUGAAUACUCAUCAAACAGUUCCCACUUAUCCACCUAUUGUUUUACCAUUAGAUUUAACUGAUAUUAAUAACUUGAAAAAUGAAAUAUCAAAAGCUAUAAUGGUACAUGGCAGAAUUGACAUUCUCAUUAAUAAUGCUGGUAUUUCAUAUAGAGGAGAGGUUAUUAAUACAAAUGUCGAUGUAGAUAUAAAAGUCAUGUUAACAAAUUAUUUCUCUCCGAUUGCAUUAAGCAAAAUUGUUCUUCCAUACAUGAUAAAGCAACAAUCUGGUCAUAUAAUAGCUAUAAGUAGUGUACAAGGGAGAAUCGCUAUUCCAUUUAGAUCUGCAUAUGCUGCAUCUAAGCAUGCAUUACAAGCUUGGUACGAUACCGCAAGAGCAGAGCUAUCCGACAAAAAUAUAAAAUUUACAGUUAUUAAUCCAGGAUAUAUUAAAACAUCUCUUUCUCUUAAUGCCUUGACAGGAAAUGGUCAAGUUUAUGGAAUAAUGGACAAAACAACCGAAAGUGGUUAUCAACCAAAAUAUGUAGCUGAAUGCGUUUUAAGAUCUGUAUUGAAGCAAGAAAAGGAAGUAACUAUUGCAUCGUUUUCUCCAAAGUGUGCUAUAAUACUUAGAACUUUGUUCCCUUCGCUCUAUUUCUGGAUUAUGGAAAAACGUGCGAGAAAAUUAAUACGAGAAAAAUAA
Molecule: messenger RNA, 1001 nt
Organism: Monomorium pharaonis (pharaoh ant)
Lineage: Eukaryota; Metazoa; Arthropoda; Insecta; Hymenoptera; Formicidae
Product: dehydrogenase/reductase SDR family protein 7-like
Exons: 6
Coding region: 42-1001 (319 amino acids)
Cellular component (GO): membrane
Molecular function (GO): oxidoreductase activity
Source: RefSeq, a predicted model, not a curated record